AAUCUUGUUUUACUUCACAAAAUGCAUGCUUUUUUCGUUCGGAAGCCGAAAGCUCGUUAAAAUUUAAGGACCCAAAGAAGCCCCCAAGCAAAAGAGCGCUAUUUUGAUCUUCCCUAAUUUAGGGUUCCAUGAGCGACCCGCCAAAUUUUCCCUUCGAACCCUAGCGGCAUUGAAUUUGCAUGCCCCCGAUCUUCCACUUGAAUUCCGUUGCCGACUCGAAUUCACAACGGCUGCGUCAGAUUUUCAUUGAUGUCGUCGAAGGUCUCGCCUUCGGCAUCUGCCUCUGCCAGCGGAUCAGAGCUUCCCAUGGACCCACCGAUGGCGAGACUGCAAGAAACAAGCCCAACGUCUAGGGAAAUUUUAUCGGUAAUUGACUCUUUUAAAAAACAGGUUGCUGCUGACCGGUGUAUUUCCAUAAAGAUAAAAAUGGAAGAGAACAGGCAAAAAUUAGCUGGGGUGACAAACUAUCUUUACAAGUUAUCAGUAGAAAGAAGAAAUGGUAUGGUUACCGAAGCUGAUAAAAGUGUUAUUCUAUUGUCUAAGAGACAAAAAGAUGCUCUUGAUAUGCAAAAUGGCAUUGAUGUGAGUUAUGGGGAUAAGGAUAGCAGUAGCUCCCAGGAAGAUGGCCAUGCUGCUUCAGCCAUUCUUUUAGGAUCUAGCAUUGCAGUCAAGAAUGCAGUUCGUCCCAUCAAGCUUACUGAAGUGAAAAGGCUGCCUCCUUAUACAACGUGGAUAUUCUUGGACAGGAAUCAAAGAAUGACUGAAGAUCAAUCUGUAGUGGGCCGAAGAAGAAUUUAUUAUGAUCAAAAUGGUGGUGAGGCUUUAAUUUGCAGCGAUAGUGAGGAGGAAGGUGUUGAUGAGGAAGAAGAGAAGAAAGAGUUUGUGGAGCCUGAAGAUUAUGUUCUUCGAAUGACUAUCAAAGAAAUUGGUAUAUCUGAUGCGGUUGUGGAUUUACUGGCAGAGUGUUUGUCAAGAAAACCUUGUGAAGUUAAGGCAAGAUACGAAAUUCUUACCAAGGAAGAGAGGACUGUGGGGAGCUGUAAGGAUGGGGAUGUUAAAGAUGUGUCACAAACUGUGAAUUCUAUUUUUGACAAAGAUCUUGAUGCAGCUUUGGAUUCUUUUGACAAUCUGUUUUGUCGGCGAUGUCUUGUCUUUGAUUGUCGAUUGCAUGGGUGUUCUCAGGAUCUUGUGUUUCCUGCUGAAAAACAACACCCAUGGAACCGUACGGAUGAGGAAAAUGCAACAUGUGGGCCUCAUUGCUAUAGAGUGGUCCUGAAGUCGGAAAGUGAUGCGAUGCAGAGCUCUCCUUUGCGUGAUGAUCUCCAAGAUAAACCUGUGUCUUCAUCUGAUGGUGCUGGGGCUCAAAUAUCAACCAGGAAAAAAUCCACUCUCUCUGUUAGGAGGUCAAAGUCCUGCCAAAGUGAAAGUGCAUCAUCAAAUGCAAGAAACAUGUCUGAAAGCAGUGACUCAGAGAUUAGAUUGAGGGAGGACUCCAAUUCUAAGCUUCACUCUCCAUCAUCACCCAAGACUAAGGUUGUUGGGAAAGAUGUAAUUAGUAAAAGGAAUAGUAAACGAGUUGCCGAGCGUGUUCUUGUAUGCAUGCGGAAAAAGCAGAAGAAAAUGGUGGUUUCUGAUUCUGAUUCCAUUAUCAAUGAAGGUGUUUGGUCAAGAGAUAUGAAACUUAGAUCUAAUUCACGUAAAGAAAACGAAGAUGCUAGCUCCUCUUCCCAGAAGAAGGCAAAAUCAAGAGCUGGAAGGCCUAGGAAGAAAGAAUCACGAAGUCAGGAUGGCCACAAGUUGGUGCAGCGUGAUGGUCCUGAUGCUCCGGCUAAUGAGAUGAUUAACAACCCACCGGUGACUAGUAGUGAUGACAUGUUAAAGAAAGAAGAAUAUGUAGAUGAAAACAUUUGUAAACAACAACUAAGUGAUGAUAAAUCUUGGAAAACUAUUGAAAAGGCCCUUUUUGAGAAGGGGCUGGAGAUUUUUGGCAGGAAUAGCUGUUUAAUUGCUAGGAACUUAAUGAAUGGUAUGAAGACAUGUUUGGAGGUAUUUCAGUACAUGAAUUACUCUGAUAAUAAGCUAGGGCGAUCAGGAGAUGUAAAUUCUCUAAUUGAAGGUUAUUCCAAGGGUGACUGUAAUGAAACUAUGGGUAAUGAAGUUAGAAGAAGAUCUAGAUUUUUACGUAGGCGAGGUAGAGUUCGCCGCUUGAAAUAUACUUGGAAGUCUGCUGGUUACCAUUCAAUCAGGAAAAGGAUUUCCGAGAGAAAAGAUCAGCCUUGCAGGCAGUAUAAUCCAUGUGGUUGCCAAUCUGCAUGUGGGAAGCAGUGUGCUUGUCUUCUAAAUGGGACCUGCUGUGAAAAGUACUGUGGAUGCCCCAAGACUUGCAAGAAUCGAUUUAGAGGUUGUCAUUGUGCAAAAAGUCAAUGUCGAAGUCGUCAAUGUCCAUGCUUUGCUGCAGACCGAGAAUGUGAUCCAGAUGUUUGUAGGAAUUGCUGGGUCAGUUGUGGUGAUGGCACUCUUGGGGUUCCUAGCCAAAGAGGUGACAAUUAUGAAUGUAGGAAUAUGAAGCUCCUUCUUAAACAACAACAAAGGGUCUUGCUUGGAAGAUCUGAUGUGUCUGGUUGGGGAGCUUUCUUAAAGAAUAGCGUUGGCAAACAUGAAUACCUUGGCGAGUACACAGGGGAACUUAUUUCACAUCGGGAAGCAGAUAAGCGUGGAAAGAUUUAUGAUCGUGAAAACUCCUCCUUUCUGUUCAAUCUGAAUGAUCAGUUUGUUCUCGAUGCCUAUCGCAAGGGUGACAAAUUGAAGUUUGCUAACCAUGCCCCUGAUCCAAAUUGCUAUGCAAAGGUCAUCAUGGUAGCGGGGGAUCACAGAGUGGGCAUAUUUGCAAAGGAGCGUAUUAAUGCGGGAGAGGAGCUUUUUUAUGAUUACCGUUAUGAGCCGGACAGAGCUCCUGCAUGGGCUAGGAAGCCUGAGGCAUCAGGCUCUAAAAAGGAUGAUGCUGCUCCUUCGAGCGGCCGUGCUAAGAAGCUUGCUUAAUUGUGCAUUACAUUACAAAAUCUCACAUUGAAAAUUUUGCCAUUCUUUUUACAGGUAGUGGCUUCAUUCCGAUUGACCCUUAAAAAAAGGAAAAACGUGAGUUCAUUUUGUUUCGGCCUUAAAAAAAGGGGGCAAACAUAUCUUCUUCAUUGGAUCAAUUCAUGUCAUUCUUGUGUACACUAUACUAUUCACUAGAGCAGGAAUACAAGCCCAAUGAAUCAAUGUUAAUUGUAGCCUCAAAACUUUCUUGUAACAGUGUAAACUUAUUAAAUGCAUUCUGAUUUACACCAUUCUGAUAA
Molecule: messenger RNA, 3338 nt
Organism: Malania oleifera
Lineage: Eukaryota; Viridiplantae; Streptophyta; Magnoliopsida; Santalales; Ximeniaceae
Product: histone-lysine N-methyltransferase CLF
Exons: 17
Coding region: 250-3039 (929 amino acids)
Biological process (GO): chromatin remodeling
Cellular component (GO): PcG protein complex
Molecular function (GO): histone methyltransferase activity; protein binding
Source: RefSeq, a predicted model, not a curated record